Molecule: messenger RNA, 1331 nt
Organism: Drosophila virilis
Lineage: Eukaryota; Metazoa; Arthropoda; Insecta; Diptera; Drosophilidae
Product: lactosylceramide 4-alpha-galactosyltransferase
Biological process (GO): glycosphingolipid biosynthetic process
Molecular function (GO): alpha-1,4-N-acetylgalactosaminyltransferase activity
Source: RefSeq, a predicted model, not a curated record
CUCUCAGUAUUUGCAUACACCUCGCGGCAUUAACAUGACAUUACGUUUGACGUUUUUUCCGUUGAGGAUUUUUGCAAAGAUUCGACGAAAAUUAAUUCUAGCGCUUUUUGGACUGCUUGUAAGCGGCAUAAUUCUUACUUACACAUUCCAACGAGACGUGAAAAAGGAGAUAACAUAUUUCAUAUGGAAGCAGGCGCAGCUGCAAUCCAACAGUACAAAUGUUCCCAGACCGCUCAAAGAUGUGCUGCUGACGGAACCUAAACCAAAACCCGGACGCACCAUAUUUUUUCUCGAGACCACGCGCAUUGUCAGGCCAAAACCAGAGAUGAUGAACAACAUGUUACAGCUGACGGCGCGCCAGGCUUGCGCAAUUGAGUCAGCGGCGUUGCAUAAUCCCACUUUCGAGGUGUUUGUCCUGUUCGCUGGUGCAACCUAUCGUUACCACGAGAACAGCAGCCAGCACCAGCAGCCGAUCAUCGAUGCAAUUCUAAGCUACGAAAAUGUGAAGCUUCGUCAAUUAAAUCUUAGACGUUAUGUGACCGGUACACCUAUAGAGGAUUGGGUAAAAUAUGGGGAACUGUUUGGCUCCAGUUUUCUGAUAAAUCAUAUAUCUGAUCUGCUCCGGUUUAUAACCCUCUAUCGCUUUGGUGGCAUCUAUUUGGACAUGGACGUGGUGCUCUUGCGCAGCAUGGAGGAUGUGCCCCUCAACUAUGCAGGCGCCGAGUCGGAUUCUCACGUUGCCAGUGGAGUCAUGAGCAUGGCGCCUCACGGCUUUGGGCAUCAGUUUGCCAAAUAUUGUCUACGCGACUUUCAGCGGCAUUUCGAUGGUGAUGCCUGGGGCAACAAUGGACCUGGUGUCAUUACACGCGUGAUACAAAGGGUUUGUCGCACUAAAAAUAUCACAUUGAUGAUGGAGGACGAAAAGCGCUGCCUGGGCUUCAAGGUGUUUGACCAAAAUGCAUUUUAUGCGGUGCCUUGGGAGGAUUGGCGACAUUUCUUUGAUCCGAAUUUACAGAAGCAGACGCUGGCACGCACAAAGGAUUCGUAUUUAGUUCACAUAUGGAACGACGUCUCCAAACAGAUUAACCGGGUGGGUUCAAGAACCGCUUAUGGAAUAUAUGCGCAGCAACAUUGUCCCAGGGUAUAUGCUGUAGCUGCCGAAUAUUUCUAGGGUAUAGUUUAAUUUCUUUUUAAAAAAGAUUCCAUACGGAGGAAGAUUUCCAAUUUGACUGCCAAAAAUGCCUCGUUCGCAUCCAUCCACAGCAAAUUUAAUGUAAUAUAAAUACAGCUAGCAAUUGUAAUACUUAAAUAUAUGUAUGUAUGUGUUAAUA